Colletotrichum orchidophilum is the source of this 2139-nucleotide messenger RNA. Its product is annotated as pumilio-family RNA binding repeat domain-containing protein. Gene Ontology annotation, cellular component: preribosome, small subunit precursor; 90S preribosome; nucleolus. Gene Ontology annotation, molecular function: RNA binding. Gene Ontology annotation, biological process: endonucleolytic cleavage to generate mature 5'-end of SSU-rRNA from (SSU-rRNA, 5.8S rRNA, LSU-rRNA); endonucleolytic cleavage in 5'-ETS of tricistronic rRNA transcript (SSU-rRNA, 5.8S rRNA, LSU-rRNA); endonucleolytic cleavage in ITS1 to separate SSU-rRNA from 5.8S rRNA and LSU-rRNA from tricistronic rRNA transcript (SSU-rRNA, 5.8S rRNA, LSU-rRNA). The transcript has a single exon. NCBI's taxonomy places the organism in Eukaryota, Fungi, Ascomycota, Sordariomycetes, Glomerellales, Glomerellaceae. The record is from RefSeq and is a predicted model, not a curated record. The coding region runs from base 1 to 2139 and encodes 712 amino acids.
AUGCCGAAGCCGAGAACGAAACGUCAAGCGAUUCGCGACGAGCGAAAGAAGAAGAGGAGGGAGGCUCCUGAAGAGAACCACGAGGCGAACCAAGACGAACGAUCAUCGAAACGCAGGCGGGUCCAGGAUGAGGAGCAGGAUGGGGAACAGCCCGCCUUCGAUGAUGCGAACGAGCAGGAGCACUCUUUCCGUGGCAAUGGCCCUGAGGUUGAAUUCUUCGGAAUGCUCGCCGAUGAAGAGCAGGAAUACUUCCGCCGCGCCGACGAGCUGCUCGAAUUGAACCAGUUCCCCUCCUCCGAGGAGCGCGACGUCUUCUUGCAAAAUGUAUACAAGGAGGCACGGGGCAAGGAAUUGAAAUUGGCCAGCAGUCAAUCGCUGUCACGACUUAUGGAGCGUCUCAUCAUUCUUUCCAACACGAGGCAGAAGAAGCAGAUCUUCAAUGCCUUUGCCGGCCAUUUCUUGUCCCUCGUCCAGCAUCGAUUUGCCAGUCAUUGUUGCGAGAAACUAUUCCUUGAAGCAGCACCCGUUGUGACACAAGAGCUGGGAGGAAUCGUUCCGGAACCGACGGGGCCAGACGAGAUGGACACCGAGGAGGAAAGCGAGCCGACACCGGAGAAUAACAUGGAGAACCUCUUCCUCCUAACCCUCGACGAGUUUGAACAACACAUGGGAUUCCUCCUAACGGACCGAUUCGGAUCACACACUCUACGCGUACUUUUGGUUGUUUUAUCCGGAAGACCGCUAGACGAUGCGGCUACCAAGUCGAUGCUGAAGAGUAAAAAGAAGGAGUACAUUUCGGUCCAGGGAGCAACAGCAACCUCUGACGAACUCAGCCGUCAGCUGAGGGCUGUUCCUGAAUCUUUCACUCUGGCCACCAAGAAAAUCAUUCAGGACGCUGUUGCUGGUAUGGACUUUACAGCUCUGCGUGUGCUCGCUAAGCACCCUACGGGCAACCCACUCCUCCAGCUUCUUCUCGAGCUCGACAUCUCCCUCAACCACAAGAGCGACAAGGAAUCCGCAGCAUCGACCAAGGACACCCUGCUGUACAGGCUGUUGCCCGACGCACCUCAAUCUCUCAGCGACGAGUCAUCGCAAGCGGCAGACUUUGUCAACAGCAUGGUGUACGACCAAAUUGGAUCUCGCCUUCUCGAAACACUUCUCACAAACUGCCCAGGCAAGAUCUUCAAAGCGCUCUCUCGCAACUUCUUUGGCGAGCGCAUUGCAACCUAUGUUCGCAACGACAUCGCCUCGUAUCCCGCCCUUCGUGUCUUGAACCGUGCCAGCAAGGACGACCUCGUGGAGGCCGUCAAGAAGAUCAUCCCCGCUGUCCCGCUCUUGGUGACGAAGGCUCGGUACAAUGUGCUCAAGACACUCUUUGAGCGUUGCGAGGCCCGUGGCGCGUACGAGGAGAAGAGCGCCCUCACCAGGGCGCUCACUGACGCGCUCGGCUCCAACCCCAAGGACGUGGUGCCGAAGCUGUGCCACUUGGUCGAGGAAGCGCCCGCUGAGGACGAGAAAUUCCAGCAAUCUGGCCCGCAAAACAAGACCGCCGUCGCCAACCACGGCUGUCAACUCGUAUCGUCCAUGCUGAAGACCCCCGGAAACCCCACCAAGGUCGCCCAGAAGUCUCUCAUUGCUACGUCCCCGGAUCUUCUCGUCAAACUCGCGACUACGUCAAUGGCGUCGAUGAGCGUCCUGACGACAGCCCUCGCGAGCCCCGCAGCCCCUCAAAACGAGUUCUUCCACAAGGCCCUCGUCGGCGCGCUCGCUCCGCACGCGGCAGAGCUCGCCCAGUCGCAGUUUGGUCACAACGUCAUUCUCGCCAUCAUCGACGUCCCCUCUCGCGGCAAGGAGCGGUCUAUCCCGUUCCAUGUCAAGCAGACCAUCAUCGGCUCGCUGGCGGAGCACGAGAGGGCACUGCGUGAUUCAUGGAUGGGCCGCAGCGUCUGGCGCACAUGGAAGGGCGACAUGUGGAAGACGAGACGGUCUGAUUGGGUCAAGUGGGCCAAGGAGGUGGACGGGCCGGCCGAGGAGACGAAGCUUAAGCCGUGGGAGAGGAGAAAGUUGGAUCAGCAAAAGGGGCUCCAGCCGAGAGAACCGGCUGCGGCGAGAGAAAAGGUUCAGGCAGAGGAGGAGUAA